AUGGCAUUUUUACGUAGUGAACGCGUUCCUUUUGAGCCUCUUCUAGAAGGCAAAGAAUCUUCAAAAGCAACACAAGUUAGGUAUGAGGAUUAUGUUAAAGCCAUUCAAUGUUUAGAAAAGAAGGUUGAGAAUUUUUUAUUAACAGUUAAUGAAUCGGCUAUCUCCGACCUUUGUGAUUUCGUAAUAAAUACUUAUGACAAAGGUGAAAUUAAUGAUUGUCAAGAUGACUAUCAAGAAGAUUAUGAGGCUUCUGAUUAUUCUAUCGAUCCGAUCGAAGAUAUUGUGAGUGAUAUUUCUAAAAUUCCAAUUGUGUUGAUGUUAGGAAUAACUACUUGUAUUCGUGGUAUCGACCCACUUCGUGAAAACUAUUCAUAUUCUGUGGUGCGCCUGUUAAAACCAGAAGCGUUUUAUUUGCGGACGCAAAAAGCCCGUUGCGAUGAUCUUGUAUCACAAUCCAAACUUCAUCAGCCAGCAGAAGCGCGUCGGUUAUUGUGUGAUGAUUACUACGUAAAAUCACUUUUACCAACUUUCAGUCAAAAUAUAGCAACAUAUCAUCAAAGAUUUGCUAUUGCUUUGGAAUUUAUCAUUUUUCUCCAAGAAUUUUUGGAUUAUGAUGCAAAAAAGCUAAAAUCGAAAUAUGAGCUAUAUUCCAUUGCAUUAAAAAAGCCUGGACUCGGUGAAAAUGAUUAUAUCCAAACAUUAUUGGAUGAUUUAAUAAAGAUAGAUCCAAAAAAAAUUGGAGAGUUACUUCAAGUCUUUAUUUCUUUACUUAAAACUGUACUUAACCAUGUGGAAAAUAUUGAACAAGAGUACGAAGAUUUUUGCCACUUUUUGGUUCGGACAAAAGAGAUUGAGAACGAUUUAACUCGACCUUCCGCGUCGACUCGUUCUUCAAUAACGAAAAUGAAAAAUAAAGAAUCCGCUAUUUUACAAAAGAUCGAAAAGAUCGGUGACGAUUACAAAAAAUUGGUUAUAGAUGUUACAAAUUAUUUGGCAAUAUUCUUUGA
This is a messenger RNA of Racocetra fulgida, 1007 nucleotides long. NCBI's taxonomy places the organism in Eukaryota, Fungi, Glomeromycota, Glomeromycetes, Diversisporales, Gigasporaceae. The record is from the annotation of a GenBank genome assembly.